CUCUUCCGUUUAGGAAUACAGGACAGACUUCAGCCAGUUUCCUUCUGAGCUGAGGCUGUACAGUGAUUUAAACAGACAAAAAGCUUGUCGUUAUGCGGUUUACACAACAUUAUAACAGCUAGCUUUGGACUGCUUUUACUUUUACACCGGGUUUCAUCAUCAGACAUGGAGAAAUUUGAAGGCUACAUCUUCACUGCUCUCUGCAGCACCAACUUUUUGGUAUCCUGCCUCCUGUUCUCCAGGAUCACUCGGGAGCAAAGAGAACCUUACAUGGACGAGAUUUUCCAUGUCCCACAAGCUCAGAAAUACUGCCACGGAAAAUUCAACGAGUGGGACCCAAUGAUCACCACUCUCCCGGGCCUUUACCUCAUCUCUGUGGGAGUCAUCAAGCCCGUGGUGUGGCUCGCCGACCUGACGGGUGAGGUGGUGUGUUCCACGGCCAUGUUACGCUUCAUCAACCUGCUCUUCAACUGCGGCAACCUUUACCUGCUCUAUCUGCUCAUCUGCAAGCUGCACCUCAGGGAGAAGACACGGACAACCUCACGCCGGGUCCUGUCAGCGCUGUCUCUAUCCACCUUCCCUGUGCUUUAUUUCUUUAACUUCCUCUACUACACCGACGCCGGAUCUACUUUCUUCAUCCUCUUCACCUACCUCAUGACGCUCUACGGCUGCCACAAGGCCUCGGCGGUCCUUGGCGUCUGCUCUGUGCUCUUCCGCCAGACCAACAUCAUCUGGGUGGCCUUCUGCGCAGGCACUCUGGUGGCCACCAAAAUGGAUGAAGCCUGGAAGGUGGAGCAUACAAAAAAGAGGGAUGAGAAGUUUCCUCCGUCCCAAGUUCCUCUGUCAUUCAGCGGAGCUAAGAAAAUAAUGCUUUUCACACUGGAGUUCCUCACGUCACCUGGUCACGUGAAGGCGGUGCUGAUGGUGGCUUGGCCUUAUGCAGUGGUCGGCGUUGGUUUCCUGGGGUUCAUGGUGCUGAAUGAUGGGAUCGUGGUGGGUGACAGGACGAGUCACGAGGCCUGCCUCAACUUCCCUCAACUCUUCUACUUCUUCUCCUUCACCCUCUUCUUCUCCGUCCCCGUGUCGAUUUGUUACCACCGCGUCCUCCGCUUCCUGCAGGUUCUCAAAAAGCAGCCUUUGUUCUUCCUCUUCAUCACCGGUGUCUCCUUGCUCCUGGUGUGGAAGUUCACCUUCGUCCACAGGUACCUCCUGGCAGAUAACCGCCAUUUUCCCUUCUACGUGUGGAAAAAGCUUUUCCAGAGGCACGAGCUGGUGCGCUUCCUCCUCGUCCCAACAUACGUGUUUGCUGGGUGGAAUUUUUUGGACUCCUUCAAGUCGCGCUCGCUCUUCUGGAGUUUGGCUUUCCUGGCGUGCCUCAUGGCUACCACGGUCCCCCAGAAGCUGCUGGAGUUCAGGUACUUUAUUGUUCCCUACCUGAUGUACCGCCUGCACAUGCCUCUCCCCUCUCUUCCCAGACUCAUUGUGGAGUUCCUCCUCUACACGGCGAUCAACGCUGCCACAAUUUACAUCUUCAUCACUAAGACUUUCCACUGGCCCGACAGCACAGCCACACAGAGGUUCAUGUGGUGAACACAAGAGGCAAACUGGUGUCAAACACUAACGGACUCAGACAGUAAUUGACAUCAAAGGAUUUUCCCAGUUUACAGAGAAGAGCAGCACAUGUGACCUGUCAAAAAUCAAUGAAAAGCCUCUGGAAGAUAUAAAAGUCAGACAGAAACAGCUCAUGUAUUCAUAUCAUUUCUGUACAGUGUGACCAACUGGUGUUUGGUAUAGUGUAUAGGGAUUUCUACAGCUUAUAUUGAGAACCAAUUUUGCUAGUUUUAACAGUGAAAAUGAAUGAAAAACCCUGUAACACUGAGUCAGAUGUAAAGCUUUUUAGCGUUAUGAUGUGCUUUCAUUGGCAAAGGCUACAAAACUUCCUGAAGUGCUGCCAAGUCACUGUGAAUCAGAUCACAGUUACAUGAAAAUAUUCCAAAAAUAUUCAUUUUGUAAUAACAAGUAAAGUUUUUUUUUUUGGCUCAGACAUUACAGUGUUGGUAUCAGUAUUGUAAAGUCAUUGGUGCUGGUUUGAAUUUACUGUGUAUAAAAGUUGUUUCUACUGUACCUGAACACUUUGUGGUUGAAAUGUUGAUCCUUUUCCAGGGUGGAAAAUAUGAUAAAUCGUGACUUUUUGGCUGGGUGUGGUUUUCUUAUGGCAAACUGUUUUGUACGGUAAAUGUAAAUACUGCACUGCAGCUCUGUGAAUCAGUCUUUAAAGAAAUAACCGUUGACAUCAAAUAUGUAAAUAUGAUCCAAGAGACCAAAAAUGACACAGCCAUAUAAAUAUUGUUAUUAUUAUUAUAAAACUUCCAAUUUUUUUGUAAUAAGUGAGAUUUUUGCUUUUUGCCAGUGAAGAACACACGUGACUCACAGACAACUUUAUAAUUAUGGGACUAAAUUGAACAUAAACAUGUAUUUUCCAGUUUAAUUUUUUUUAAUACUUUGUGGUUUAAUUAUAUAAUAGAUGGCGACAUGUUUCCUUCUGUACGUUUCCCCUUUCUGUCCGAUUAAUUAAUUUAAGUCAAUCUUAAUCACAAAGGGAUGUUAUUACAGCUUCGGUUUGCUUCGGUUGAACUGAGGUGAGGAAAUUCAGUCAAAUCUUAAUGUGACAUUCUGUAAUUUAUUCCGUGUAAUUCAUCAUUUCAGUUUUUUUUUCAUCAGUGUUUUUUCGCUUGUGUCAGAGUCUUGUUGCUGUGUCUUCUGCUUAUGUUCCACACUUCCUGUCCAUCCAGCUGUUCACUGCUGCCCCGCUGAUACAGUCUUAGGUAUAUGUUUGAAUAAAAUGAUUCAUUCAA
This is a messenger RNA of Toxotes jaculatrix (banded archerfish), 2855 nucleotides long. RefSeq names its product ALG10 alpha-1,2-mannosyltransferase (gene alg10). Lineage: Eukaryota; Metazoa; Chordata; Actinopteri; Toxotidae. The transcript is spliced from 3 exons. Bases 166 to 1590 code for a protein of 474 amino acids. The record is from RefSeq and is a predicted model, not a curated record. Gene Ontology annotation, biological process: protein N-linked glycosylation; dolichol-linked oligosaccharide biosynthetic process. Gene Ontology annotation, molecular function: dolichyl pyrophosphate Glc2Man9GlcNAc2 alpha-1,2-glucosyltransferase activity. Gene Ontology annotation, cellular component: endoplasmic reticulum.